Naegleria gruberi is the source of this 5850-nucleotide messenger RNA. RefSeq names its product ras GTPase domain-containing protein. Gene Ontology annotation, molecular function: endopeptidase inhibitor activity. Bases 1 to 5850 code for a protein of 1949 amino acids. The record is from RefSeq and is a predicted model, not a curated record. Lineage: Eukaryota; Heterolobosea; Eutetramitea; Acrasida; Naegleriidae. The transcript has a single exon.
AUGAAUUUGGAGAAACCAAAAGAAUUGAUUGAAGAGGAGGAAAAGAUUUUAGGAUCAGAGUUGAGUGUGAUUCGUUAUUCGCCUGAAGGUGUGUUGGAUCGUUCAGUGCCAUCGAUCACUAUUACCUUCUCUCAACCGAUGGUUCCUGUCAGCAGUAUUGAUGAAGUAAUGGAUACAGUUCCAGUGGAUGUUUCUCCUCUUCCAAAAAAAGGAGGUCAAUUCAAAUGGUUGGGCACAAAAACUCUAGUUUACGCAGCCAAAUACAGAUUUGACAUGUCCACCAAGUAUACAGUCACUGUUAAGAAGGGAACCAAAUCAGAAAUUGGAGGAAUUUUGAAAGAAGAUUUGACAUUUAGUUUUGAAACUCCAAGAUUAUCUUUAAUCAGCUCCCUUCCUUCUGAUCACACUAUUCAUCCUCUGAAUGAAGUUCCAAUUUACUAUUUAGAAUUCGAUCAAGACAUUGAUCCAAGUGAAGUUAUCAAAUUCAUUUCAAUUAAUGAGAAUAGUAAUUUAGCCACCUUAAUUCAUGACGGCAAGAGUUCAAAUCCUCUCGUACAGGAGUUCAUCCUCAAAGCACUCAAAGAUUUCGACUUGGAGAAGAGGGAUUAUCAUACUUAUGAAGCUUACAAACGAAAACUCAAAAAUGCUCCAGAGAAACGACAUUUGUGGUUCCAUGUUAGUAAUUAUCUUUUUGGAAACUCUGUAAAGGUGAGUAUCAUGAGCGGAGUUACAGGAACAGAAGGACCAUUGCCAACACUACAUUCUCAUAUCACCACUGUAAAUAAUUAUCCUGCGUUCGAGUUUAUCAAAAAGUAUGGAGGAGAGCUCCCAAUGCAAGCUUUUAGUUUGCAAUUCACAACUGGCAUUGAUUUGGAAAAAUUGACAGAAAAUAUGUUCACUGUUUCACCACCAAUUGAACGGAUGUCAUUAAAUCCAUUUGGAAAUAGUAUUAGCAUCUCAGGUAAAAUCAAAGGAAGAACAACAUACAAGGUUUUCGUAAAGAAUCUUGUCGAUGUUUGGGGGCAAGUGCUUAAAGACCUUACUGUAGAAUUUCAAGUUAAAGGUGCACGCCAAUCAAUCCAAGCAUUCAAAACCGGUGUUAUUGUUAUGGAUCCAACAUUGAAUCCAAGUCCAUCUUAUCCUAUUGUAACUGUAAAUUUGGAUGCUGUACGUUGCAGGGUUUACCAGGUCAAUCCAUCCACGAUGUUCAAUCAUUCAGUACUCAGAUUCCAAACAGACGCUACCAUUAAAUAUCCUGGCACUCUAGUUUAUGAUGGAAUCAUAUCAACAAAGGGAGAAGUUGACGAACCAGUCGAAACUGAAAUUAAUCUUCAAGAAUAUCUUCAGUAUCCAUCUGAGAGCAUUGGCCAAUUGUUGGUGGUUGUUGAAGCUGAAAUGAAUAGCUGGAAAGCUUCAUGGAACACUCGACCUGGUUAUGUUUCAUGGAUUCAAACAACGAAGAUUGCAGUUGAUUGCGUUAUUGAUAAUAACUCUUCAAUUGCCUACUAUUGGGUAAAUUCCUUAAUUGAUGGCAGUAUUAUUAAGGACAAUGUGACCUUCCACUUUAAUAAUCAUACAACAAGUUCACCAGAUGCAAAAACUGGAAUUGGUUGUAUUAAAAAUAUUUCUGGAAAUAGUUAUGGUUCCUGCUCUUUGAAUGCCAUAGCAACUCAUGGACAUGACACAUGUUUCAUUCCAGAUGUAUAUUAUGCCAGAAAUGCGUUUACUCCUCAAAUAACUGCCCAUAUUUUCAAUGAUAGAGGAUUGUACAAGCCAGGUGAGACUGUCUCUAUUAAGGGUUACGUAAGAAGAUUUAAUUUGAAAGGAAAUGUUUUUAGCAUUGAUAUUCCAACAAAUUCUUCCACUUACACAAUUUUAGAUGCCAGACAACAACGAUACGAAUCAGGCAAAGUACAAUUAAGCUCUGAUGGUACAUUUAAUAUUCAAUUCAAAGUUCCAGAUAAUGCCAACUUGGGAAGUCACACAAUUAUGUUCUCUGAUUUUUCAUCAAAUCACGCAUUCAAGGUUCAAGAAUUUAGAACUCCAGAGUUCAAAUCAAAAUCUUCAGUAUCACCUGGAAAUUACAUUGUUGGUGGAUCUGCCAUCUGCACAACCAAUGCAGAUUACUAUAGUGGAGGUGGAAUUUCAGGAGCCAAAUGCAGAUACACUAUCAAACAAACUACCAGCAGCUACACUCCUCCAAAUCAAUCCUCAUACACUUUUGGAACGUCUCUCAAUUUCUUUGGAAACGACUUUGUAAAGCAACUUUUCUCGGCCAACUCAAAUGUUGGUGUUACAACCUUUGAAGGUACAACAGAUGGUGAUGGAGAACACCAAAUUGCAAUUGCAUUUGAGGAGAGUAAUCGUGUAAAGAAGGCUCCAAUCACCAUUUCUGUAGAAUCUACAGUUCAAGAUAUCAAUAGACAAACAAUGACAUCAUCAGCAUCCUUCCUCGUUCACCCUUGCAAAUAUUAUUGUGGAAUCAAGUUGAGUCGAGAAUUUGCAAAACAAAAUGUUCCUAUAACUGCCUCUUUGAUUGUUACAGAUAUUGACGGAAAUUUGGUUUCAGGAAUACCAAUCCAAUUGAAAGUCACUACUCAAGUGAAUGUCAAGAAAGGAUACAAAUAUGCUUCUGAAACUGUUGAAGUUAUUGAUAAGGUUUUCAUAUCGGAAAAUGAACCAAUUGAAUAUUCUGUCAAAUUUGAAAAAGGUGGCAACUAUUCAUUUUCUAUUGGUAUUGUUGAUUCUGCUACAGGACAAACAAACAAAGCAUCAACAAGUUUAUUUAUCACUGGAUUUUCUGCAAGAGAAGUUUUGAUAGGGAAGAAACAACUCACUCUUCUUACAGAUAAGAAAGAAUAUCAAGUUGGAGAAAAGGCCAAGAUUCUGAUUCAAUCUCCAUUUGAUUCCAAAGCUGAAGGCGUACUGUUUACACAACUUCAUGGAAUUCAUCGUCAAUAUCCAAUUCAAAUUGAUGCUGAUCUUGGUUAUACAGAAUUUGAGCUUGGAAUUACUCUAGAUCACAUUCCAAAUGUUAAAGUAAGUGUUGAACUCUCAGGUUCUGAAUCAAGAGUAGAUGCCACGGGCACUGUUUUAGAUUUACCAAAGCAACCUGCUUUUUCAUCAGGUUCUUGUGAUAUUGAGGUUUCAAAAAAUUCAAGAAGCUUAUCUGUGGAAUCUAAACCUGAAAGAGAAUAUUUGACACCUGGAAGUGAAACCAGUAUCAGUGUACUAGUUAAGGAUCCAAUGACUGGAGCUCCACAAGAAGGAUGUGAAGUGUGUAUCAUUGCUGUGGACGAAGCUGUACUCUCUCUCACCAACUACUCCAUCAGUAAUCCACUAGAUACCUUUGUUACACCAUACAACACUACUUAUCAACCUUACUCUCUCAGAAAUAAUGUAUUUGUAAAGAGCUAUCAGGGAAUAAUAUUCCAAGAGGAGCAAACUUAUACCACCACCAAUUCCCUGUUUGGAACUUCUCUUACUAACUCAGGUUUUUCAUUUUCUCAUAAUCAUCAUAGUUAUCCGAUGCAAAUGCAAAUGCAACAAAUGCCAGCAUCUGAUCCAUUUUCUCCUUCAGUCCAAUCGUAUGGUGGCUUUGCGUUUGGUAGUGCAGCAUUUGCUGGUAUGCCAGUACCUGAACAACCAAUGAUUGCAGUGAGAUCAAAUUUCAAUCCAUUGGCAAUCUUUAGUCCAUCUAGUAAGACAAAUGCAGAAGGAUUCACAAGUGUAAAAUUCAAGAUACCUGACAAUCUUACAAAAUAUAGAAUCACAGCAGUUGCUGUUAAGGGUGAUUGGAAUUUUGGAAUUCAUGAAUCUUCCAUGAUAGCUCAACUUCCAUUGUCAAUUAGGCCAUCUCUUCCUCGAUUCUUGAACUUUGGUGAUAGAGUAGAAUUUACAUGUGUUUUACAAAAUCAAACUCAAUUGAAUUUGGAGGUAAAUGCAGCUAUCAAUUUUACCAAUUUGAACUUGUUGGAUGAGUCAAAGAAGGGCCUCAAGAUUAGGAUUCCAGCUUUAGGAAGAACUGAAUUGAGAUUCCCAAUGUCAACCGAUAGAGUUGGUAUUGCACGAUUCCAAAUUGGUGUGUCGAUUGCCACAAUCGGAAUUAACUUUUCUGAUGCCAUUGAAAAGGAAAUUAGAGUAUUUACACCUGCCACUACUGAAGCAUUUGCCACUUAUGGUGAAAUGGAUGGAGAUUCUUCUGUUUUCCAACCUGUUAAGGCUCCUCCAAAUGUUUUCACUCAAUUUGGAGGCUUAAAGAUUUCUACUAGCUCUACUGCACUUUCUUCACUCACUGACAGUUUCUUAUACUUGUACAAUUAUCCAUACGAAUGCAGUGAACAAAUUUCCAGCAGAUUACUUUCCAUUAUUUCUUUGAAAGACAUUCUUCUUGCAUUCAAUUCACAACAAAUUCCUAGUAAGGAAGCAAUCGAUAAUAAUAUCAAACAUGCUCUUACUGCCUUAGAAGCAAGACAAUUUCCAAAUGGUGGAUUUGGAUACUGGUCCUAUAAUAAUAAUUAUCGUAUCAGUCCAUAUGUGACCUGCCAUGUUGGCCACAUGCUUGGACGUGCCAAGAUUGCAGGAUAUUCAGUGAAUGAAGGAACCCUCUCAAAAUUAAUUCCAGUAUUGAGAAGUAUUGAAAAUUAUUGUAUUGAACUUGAUUAUUCUGAGGAAUCUAUUAAAUCUACCAAGGCUUAUGCAUAUUAUGCUUUGGCUUUGUUGGGUGAUUCUCAGGUCAAGAAUUUAGCUGAAAAACAUUACCAAACCUACAAAUUGAAUGGAAACUUUGAACAUUUAGCUUGGUUGGCCACUGCCAUGUAUUUAUCUAAUAAUAAUAGAGCUACCGCCUCAGCCAAUCAAAUCAUUGAACAUUUGAAUAAGCAUGUUAAUGAAACUGCACAAACUGCCAACUUUAUUACAAGUUAUGGUGAUGUACUGUCAACUAAACAUGUCAUGUUACAUAGUGACAGAAGAACUGACGGAAUUUGUUUAGAAGCUCUUAUUAAUAUUACUCCUAACAAUUAUCUCAUUCCAAAGAUUGUUAAGGGAUUGCUAGCUCACAAAAAGAAGGGUCGUUGGGGAAAUACUCAAGAAAACGUUUUCAUUCUUCUUGCUCUCAAUACCUAUUUUAAUGUUUUCGAAGGUGUGACACCAGAUUUUGUGGCCAACAUGUGGUUGGGUGAAGAUUAUUGUGGAGAACAAGUGUUCAAGGGAAGAUCCAAGGAUGAAAAUCAAUUAAAUAUUCCAAUGAGUUUGUUGGAAUAUGAAAAAAAGACUCUUGCCAUCUCAAAGCAAGGUCCUGGAAGAUUAUAUUACAGAAUUGGAAUGGAAUAUGCACCAAAGAAUUUACUUGUUGAUGCAUUGGAUUAUGGAUUUGAAGUUCAAAGAACCUAUGAACAUGUUACUGAUUCUUCUCAUGUUUCAUUUGAUAAGGAAAAGAAUACUUGGAGAUUUAAAGCUGGAGAAUUGAUUCGUGUCAAGUUGACCAUGACAAAUACCAGUCGUAGAUAUCAUGUUGCCUUAGUUGACUAUUUACCAGCUGGUCUCGAACCAAUCAAUCCAGAAUUGAAAGGAACUCCAGAGAUUUCCUCUCUCAAUGGAAGUAAAACCAACAAACCAAAUUCUUGGUGUUGGUGGAUUAAUCCAAUCUGGUACGAACAUCACAACAUUAGAGAUGAAAGAGUCGAAGCAUUUACUUCACUAUUAUGGGAAGGCACUCAUCAAUUCACAUAUAUUGCCAGAGCAACAUCCAUUGGUUCAUUUGUGAUUCCUAGUGUAAAGGCAGAGGAAAUGUACACUCCUGAAAUAUUUGGAAGAAGUGCUACUGAAUUUGCUGAGGUUUAUGAAUAA